This is a messenger RNA of Daktulosphaira vitifoliae (grape phylloxera), 1933 nucleotides long. It is a transcript of the gene SmB, whose product is annotated as small nuclear ribonucleoprotein-associated protein B. Bases 205 to 837 code for a protein of 210 amino acids. The transcript is spliced from 6 exons. Gene Ontology annotation, cellular component: U5 snRNP; U2-type prespliceosome; cytoplasm. Gene Ontology annotation, biological process: mRNA splicing, via spliceosome. NCBI's taxonomy places the organism in Eukaryota, Metazoa, Arthropoda, Insecta, Hemiptera, Phylloxeridae. Gene Ontology annotation, molecular function: RNA binding. The record is from RefSeq and is a predicted model, not a curated record.
UGUAAUCGAUUGUCAGGCAAGUUUGUUUACUGGUUAUGUUUUGUCAAUGCCGAAUCGUGUGUUUUAACGAUUUGGAUCGUUAAUAGCUUUAUUGAAAUAAAUUAAUGAAAAAUAAAGCUAAAUAAUUUUUGUAUUUUGAUGUUCGCAAUUUUGUAAUUGUGGAAUUUUUAUCAUUACGUAACUAGAAUAUAUAAAGCCACGAAAAUGCCGGUUACCAAAAAUAAUAAAAUGAUGCAGCACAUCAAUUACAGAGUGCGUGUGAUUUUACAAGACUCUAGAAUGUUUAUUGGUACUUUCAAAGCUUUUGAUAAACAUAUGAAUUUAAUUUUAUCGGAUUGUGAAGAGUUUCGUAGACUAAAGAGCAAAGCCAAAGUACCUACUAUGCCAGCAGAACCAAGAGAAGAAAAACGUGUAUUAGGUUUUGUAUUGUUACGUGGUCAAAAUAUAGUUUCUAUUACAAUUGAAGGACCACCUCCUCCAGAAGAAGGAUUACCUAGAGUUCCAUUACCAGGUUCAGUAGGUGGUCCUGGCUCAAGUCGAGCUGCUGGUCGAGGUAUGCCAUCAGUUAUGCCAACUGCUGCUACACCAGGAUUACAAGGACCAGUUAGAGGUGUUGGAGGUCCUGCUCCAGCUGCAAUGGCACCUACAAGAGGAGCUCCAGCUCAGCCACCAAUACGUGGUCCUCCUAUUAUGGCUCCACCUCCUGGAAUGAUGGCUGGUAUGCCACCAAUGUCUGGAAUGGGACGAGGUGGACCACCUCCUAUGCCAACUAAUAACAUGCGUGGACCUCCACCAAUGAUGAGAGGGCCUCCGAGUGGUCCUCCUAGAGGGUAUUAGUGAAUGAUCAAUUUAUUUGUAAUGAUUCAACAAAAUUCAUUUCAUAAUUGCAGUAUAUUGAUAAUCCUCCAAUGCUUAUACAACAGUAUAUAUUAAGUAUUUUAUGCCAUUUCCAGCUAUUGAAAAAAAAACAAUUUUAUUAUUAACUAAAUAUCUCUUGACAAAUAAAAUAUCCUUAUAUUUAAAAAUGUAAUAUUUUUAAUCAUAUUCUAAAAAUAACAUAUUUAUUACUAAAUUAUUUUCCAAUUUAGUAUGUUCUUCAUAUAAUUGUAUCAUUUUAAUCUGUUAAAAAUUCAAAGUAACUUAUGUUAUUUUAGCAUUAUUCAAUCAUUUAAAGUAUACAAAUUAAUUUGGACUGUAUAAUCUAAGUAAUAUUUGUUUACAACUCUAGUGCUACUUGUGCACUAUAUUUAAGUGGACACUUUUUGUAAAUAAAAUAAUAAAUUUUACACUUUGCAUUAAUUUUUUAUUGAGAUUAAUUAGAAAAGAAGUGAAUAGCGGUUUUUAAAUGAGAAUGUAUGGUAUUCAUAAAGAGGAUAUAGAAGUGGAAUGAAAGGUGAAAUCCAAUGUCUAAUUUCAAAUAUUUAGGUAAUUACUUUUACAAAAUGUUAAGUUUAUCUUUAAAUAAUUUAAAGUUCAGAUUAUAAAUGUACACUGUACAUUGUACAGGUUACUUCUUUUAAUAUUAUUAUCGAUUUCUCUUAAAAUAAUUUUGUUUAUUAUUUGACUUAUUAAUUAUUAAAUAUUUUUUAAAUUUAUCCAUUAAACCUUAUAAAAAGUGCAAACUUGAUUUUUUUAAAUGACAAUAUACAUAUUUAACAAACUUAUGAAAUAAAAAACUAUUCAAAUAAGAAAAUGACUUGUUUAUAACAACUUUUGAACCAGUACUUCGGAAUUAACUAAUAUUUUUAAAUAUAGAGUGGAAGAAGAGUAUGUCAGAGUAAUGUGUAAUAAUAUAAACAACAUAACCCACAUCUGACCUCUACUAAAAAUGCAAAAAUAAUUUUCUUGUUAAUUAUUACUUUAAGAAAAAUUGAAAGGUUAAUAUUAAAAGAAUGAUCUGUAUAAAUCUCUUCUUUAAAAUUACACUUGUAUU